AUGAAUUUAUUUAGUUCUCUUUCAGGAAAAAGUUCAGGUAGAAGUGGUUCAAAAGGAAGUGCUAAUCGUGGUGGUGUUGGUUAUGGUUGGGGAUCUUAA
Dictyostelium discoideum AX4 is the source of this 99-nucleotide messenger RNA. RefSeq lists its product as hypothetical. The coding region runs from base 1 to 99 and encodes 32 amino acids. NCBI's taxonomy places the organism in Eukaryota, Evosea, Eumycetozoa, Dictyosteliales, Dictyosteliaceae. The record is from RefSeq and is a predicted model, not a curated record. The transcript has a single exon.